Molecule: messenger RNA, 888 nt
Organism: Heterostelium album PN500
Lineage: Eukaryota; Evosea; Eumycetozoa; Acytosteliales; Acytosteliaceae
Product: Yae1 family protein
Exons: 2
Coding region: 1-888 (295 amino acids)
Source: RefSeq, a predicted model, not a curated record
AUGAGUAGUAGUAAUAAUAAUGAUUUUGAUGAUUUCUAUGGUGAUGACGAUCAUGAUAUAAAUAUGUUUAGUAAUGAUGCCAUAAGAUCUCAAAAUAAUAUAUUUCCUAUUGGAUAUCAAGAUGGUCUUGAAGAUGGAAAGAAUCAAACAUUACAACGUGGAUUUAAUGAAGGUUUGAAAGAAUCGUCAGAGAUUGCCUACAAGUGGUCAUUGCUCAUCGGUGCCAUCAGCUCCCUCGAUGUGUUCUAUCAUCAUAACAAAUCAAUGGUCAGUGAAGAGCAAUCGAAACUCAUCACAUCGUUGGAGGAUAUGCAAUCAAGACUCAAAGCAAUAUUGAACCUACAUUGCUCACCACCUACCAUAGAUAUGUUAAAAGUGAAAUUCAACAACUAUAGUCAUACUGAUACAACUGAAUCAGAUCUAUCGGCACACCUAUCAAAGGCAACCAUUACAAGCAACAAAGUAGAUUCCUGUUGUAAGAGUAGUAGUAGUAGUAGUUGUUGUGAAGAUGGUGAUGAUAGUGGUUGUUGUGGUGGAAGUAACAACAAACAAUCAUCGAAUUGUAAAUCACAACAACAACAAGAAGCAGAAGAAGAAUCAUGUAAUAGCGAUGUUGAUGGCGACAAUAGUGGUUGUUGUGGUGGUCGUGGAGAUGACGGUGGUUGUUGUAAGAAAUCGGAGGAAGAGGAAUCAACAACAACAACAAUAAAGACAACAACAUUGACAUCAACAUCUGCACCAAUCAUCCACAUUGAAGAGGAUAAAGAGUUGUUUAAUAAGCUAUGUGGAGAAUGCAAAGAGAUAUUCAAUCGAUUUGGAUUGGAUGGUAAUGCCAUCAUCUCCAGCUGCGUAGAGAAACAGUUUAGAGUUAUCAAUACCCAAAAUUAA